Rhinichthys klamathensis goyatoka is the source of this 1635-nucleotide messenger RNA. RefSeq lists its product as uncharacterized. The coding region runs from base 133 to 1635 and encodes 500 amino acids. The transcript has 6 exons. The record is from RefSeq and is a predicted model, not a curated record. Gene Ontology annotation, molecular function: protein binding. NCBI's taxonomy places the organism in Eukaryota, Metazoa, Chordata, Actinopteri, Cypriniformes, Leuciscidae.
AGUUCAGACUGUAGAGCUCAGAAUCAGAUCAGGACGAUCAGUGGACAGGAGAGUUUUGCAGACUGAGUGUUGAACAUUUCCCACCCUGACCUGAGAUUGACAACCAGCGAAUCGUCAAGAAGCAGAUGUGAGAUGAAGACACUGUGGCUGCCACUUCUCCUGAGCUCAGUCAUAUGGGCAGAGGAGGAUUAUUUUCUUAUUUCCCCCGAUGCCACAUGGAAUGAGACCGGACUCCAACAGUCCAAUGCCACAUUGAAUGAGACCGGACUCAAUCGGUAUAAUACCACAUGGGAUGAGGCCAGGAACCACUGUCAGGCCUGUUUCAAAGAGCUGACGACCAUCACCAGUAGAAAUGUCCACCUCAUCGUGCAGAACCUCUCUUUGGACUACUGGACUGGGCUCCGCAGGAGCUACAAUGGCACCAUCCCAUGGUCCAGAUGGUCCAAUGGGGAUCCUGUUACAUAUCAGAAUUGGUACCCUGGUCAUCCUCUGCCAAAUAAAGUUAAGAAAAUGAUUCUUAAAUGUCCCUCAACUACACAAAGUCCACUGAGCACCCUAAUAACUGCUACAACGUCUACUCCAGUGACCUCAACACAAACCUCAACACAAACCUCAACACAAACCCCAACACAAACCUCAACACAAACCCCAACACAAACCUCAACAGUAACUGCUCCGGUAACCUCUCCACAGAUUUCCUCAACAUCUGAAACUAACAACACAGAUAUGUGUCCUAGACUGGAUGAAUUCCUUGAAUGCUUAAAUAUGACAUAUGAUGAUCUUCAAAUAUGUGCAGUGCAUGAUUGCCCAUUGGUCACCCCAAAGACCACAACAUAUAGCACCACCUCAAAUCCCACAACGUACAGCACCACCCCGAACGCCACAACAUUUAGCACCAUCUUCACAACAACUGGUUCUGGGACAGAGAACACCACGAUGGAUAGCACCACGACCGAGAGCACCACCGCCAGCAACUGCGUCUUCGAACCCGAGCCAGAUCCUGAAGUGUACAUCGAGGAUGCUUGUGUGGUCCUGCUCAGCUUUGGCAUGUGGAAGGAAAAAAACUGCAACGAAACUCUACCCUUCAUCUGUUAUGAUGACCGCUUUUUUGGGCAAAUAGACAUUUCCGAUGUGACCACAAGUGCAGGCAAUGUGAGCUGGAGUAAUCCACCGGGUAACAUCACUCACUACAGAGUGGAAAUCACUAGGAACCAGACCAAACAGACGUCUAAUGAGACUGACCUGUAUAAACAACUACAGCAUCUGACUCCAGGAAAUCUCUACAAGGUUCAGGUGUUUCCAGUGAAGUGUGGCAGGGAUCUCAAUCCACAGAACAUCUCCUUCUACACCCAGCCUUCUGGUGUUCAAAGUCUGACAGUAGUGAGAGUGACCACUGAUACUGUCAGCCUCAACUGGAGUAAACCACUAGGAGACAGUGACUUCUAUUCAGUACAUAUCAAAAGCAUGAAUUCAGAAAGGGAUCAAGAAUCUAAAAGUGAAGAGUCCACUAUCAAAGGUCUAACUCCAGGAAGCGAGUAUAAUUUCACAGUUACAGCAAUAGUGAAUAAGACUACUGGAGGUGUGCCAAUGAGCGUUUCCAAUUACACCAAAACUGUGUCCUUUGAAUCCCUAUGA